GGCGCACAGGGCGUUCAGGAAUAACCGCUUCCGGGCGGGCGUUAGCACGUGGGGGCCCGUGGACUCCUGUCCUAGGCAGCUUCUGAGGCCUGCGUGAUGGCUUCUCGGUAUGACAGGGCAAUCACCGUCUUCUCCCCAGAUGGACACCUUUUCCAAGUGGAGUAUGCCCAGGAAGCAGUGAAGAAAGGCUCCACCGCGGUAAGCUGCUCCCCGGGCAGCCGGCAGCCGCUGUUCCAGCCCUGGCUCCCAGAGCAAGGGCCUUGGAGUGGGGACUAUUUCCUUUACUAGGGACGCAACCUCAGGUUGGCAGUGGAGGUAGAGUUCAGCCUGUUUUCUUCCUGCAACUGCCUUUGUUUAAGGACAGCUAUAGACUCUGUAAAAAAUAUGCUGUAUAUUUUUGUAGUAACUGACAAAACACAGAACAGUCUACGUCAGUGCUUAUGGCCACUUCCGUGGGAAUCCACUGACCCAAGGUUGGAAUUCGAGGAACUAAUAUAGUUGUGCUUGGGGUAGAAAAAAAGUCAGUGGCCAAGCUUCAAGAUGAAAGGACUGUGAGGAAAAUCUGCGCUCUCGAUGACCAUGUCUGCAUGGCUUUUGCAGGUCUGACAGCGGAUGCUAGAGUGGUGAUCAGCAGAGCGCGGGUGGAGUGCCAGAGCCACAAGCUCACAGUGGAGGAUCCCGUCACUGUAGAGUAUAUAACUCGCUUCAUAGCGACGCUAAAGCAGAAAUAUACCCAGAGCAAUGGACGAAGGCCUUUUGGUAUUUCAGCCUUAAUUGUAGGCUUUGAUGAUGAUGGCAUCCCAAGAUUGUAUCAGACAGAUCCCUCCGGGACUUACCACGCUUGGAAAGCAAAUGCAAUAGGCCGAAGUGCUAAAACUGUCCGGGAAUUUCUGGAAAAAAAUUACACAGAAGAUGCAAUUUCAAAUGACAAGGAAGCUAUCAAAUUAGCAAUAAAAGCUUUGCUCGAAGUUGUCCAGUCUGGCGGAAAGAACAUUGAACUGGCUAUAAUAAGAAGAGAUCAACCUUUGAAGAUGUUUAGUGCCAAAGAAAUUGAACUGGAGGUGAGUGAAAUAGAAAGGGAAAAGGACGAAGCAGAGAAGACAAAGUCAAAGAAGUCAACCUAAUGCCAGCGUCACUGGGCGCUGAGAGUUCCCUCCUGAGGUUUUAGAAGAAAUCAAUGGGUUGGAACCAACCAUUGAGCUUUUCUACGUUCAUCUUCAAGAAUGUCCGUUGUUUUCAAACAUAAGUUAAUGGGAAGAUUUUCUGUAAAAUUCCUCAGUUCCACGUAACUCUAAUCGUAUACUGUAGAGCUUGAAUAGAAUAGUACUGUUGCUUUUCUUCAUACAAGCAAAUUCUAGGGGGAAAGAAGAUGAUUUUUAAAGUUAGUAAUGUUUUGAAGUUUGUCUCUUCUCUGUUAGUUAAGGAGCUAGUCAUCUCAGAGUAAACAGAACCCUGAGCGGCAUUUCUUGGUGAAUGGUAAGGACAUCAAUGUGUUGGUGAGGUGUCAACAAUUUGAUAAAAUCUGUAUGUGCUGACUCCAUAGGCUAAAGCAGAAGGAUUGUAAGUUAGGCAUUGUGAUAGAUGCUAAAAAAAAUAUAGGGACAAAAAUAAGCUCAGAUUAUUGGUUUUUCUUUUUUAACAUAGGAUCUCAUGUAGCCCGCACUGGCCUUGAAAACCCUCUGUAGCCAGAGGAUGACCUUGAACUCCUGAUUUUUUUAUCUUCACUUUUCAAUGGGUAACUCGUCUGUCCCCCCAUGCCCAGCUAGACUUAGCUUUUGUCCUUAUUACUAUAUAGCAGGAAGAUGGACAUUAAGUUACAAUCAUUUUCAUUUGGGAUUAAUGUAGUGAAAUUCUUUAUGUCUGCCUUCUAUUCUAAUUUAGAGGCUCCAAUAGAGCUUUAAGGCUGGGUUCCAGAUCAUACUCAUCUUUGUUCUUGCAGCUUGCCUAUGGUGUGACUUAAUAAAUGUUUAUAAAGUUGGUAACUUA
This is a messenger RNA of Mus musculus (house mouse), 1986 nucleotides long. It is a transcript of the gene Psma8, whose product is annotated as proteasome subunit alpha 8. Gene Ontology annotation, cellular component: nucleus; proteasome core complex, alpha-subunit complex; cytosol. The transcript is spliced from 7 exons. Gene Ontology annotation, biological process: protein catabolic process; ubiquitin-dependent protein catabolic process. NCBI's taxonomy places the organism in Eukaryota, Metazoa, Chordata, Mammalia, Rodentia, Muridae. Bases 588 to 1124 code for a protein of 178 amino acids. The record is from RefSeq and is a predicted model, not a curated record.